Macrobrachium nipponense is the source of this 1220-nucleotide messenger RNA. Its product is annotated as transmembrane protein 177-like. The record is from RefSeq and is a predicted model, not a curated record. Gene Ontology annotation, cellular component: membrane. NCBI's taxonomy places the organism in Eukaryota, Metazoa, Arthropoda, Malacostraca, Decapoda, Palaemonidae. The transcript is spliced from 3 exons. Bases 58 to 828 code for a protein of 256 amino acids.
AGAAAUGGCAGACCUGUUCAAGUGUCAGAAGACAUCAAGUCACUGGUUGAAGCAACCAUGAAUGACAUGAAGUGGAGCAAAAAUAAGCAAAAUCUUAUCAAGAUAUAUACAAGUUAUGGGUUUGAUCUUUUUCAUGCAGGAUCAUUUGUGUUGUCAGCCAAAGGAGUUCUCGGUAUACCAAAAAAUUUUAACUAUAAAGACAUCAAAGACUUUGAUCAUGCUGGUGUUUUAGUUAAUGAUGAGCCAGUUAAUUGGAUUACCCCUGCAGGGAAGGCACUGGAAUGGUCUCUAGUUUUCAGUGAUGAAGCUAAAAAGUUUGCUAUCGCCAGAGAAUUAUCACAUUUGGAAACUGGCGAGCCUUUUGGUUAUGGAGCGUUUAGUGCUUCAGUUAUAAUGACAUGUUAUGUUAUAUCAUCAACUUUAAAUAGGAAGUUGGACAUGUUCAGAAGGGCAAGAACACUGAGAGUACUAAUGUAUGCAGGUGUGUCUCUCUUUAGUUAUGCCAUUUGGAUAUUGUGUAAAGAUGUCUCAUGUGUGUCUACUGAAAGUAGUGUUGAUGAAACUGUAGCUAACAUUAAUGAACAUUAUGCAAGAGGAGGACUUGAGUUUUACGAAAAAAUUCUUCGAAGGAAUAUUGCUCUUAGAUCACUCAUGGGGCAAGAUGGUGAAGAUAUGUUUACAGCACAUGGGAAUGACCAGGUGCUAUUUCGAACAAAACACCUGCCAUAUACUACUCGCCGAGAUUAUAUGAAAAUCAGAGUUGAAGAGUACCAAAAAGUAGCUGAAGAAAUUUUGGCUGUGAAGCCACGAGGGGGAGAAGAAGCUUAGAAGGAAGCUGUAAGUACAUCAAAAUCAAAAUGAAUUUCUCUGAAUAAAAAAUUGAACUUCUGUCAUUCAUAGAUGCUGAAAAUGUUUUGUUGUAUAAAACUGCCCACAAAUAAUAUUUAUUGCAGUUGAAAUAUAAAUUUGAUAUUUCAUCCUAAAAAGAUUAUGAAUUAUAUAUAGAGUACUUUCAAGUAAUUUCAAACCAUUUGCAGUAGGCACACUUUCAAGUUUAUAGAACAUUAUUAGGAAAAAAUCUUUUGUGCUAAACCUCAGAUGGCUGAAUGUAAUUUGUGAUGUACAGUAUUUGUAAAUACUUGUGUUAGGUGAUAUAUUUGAUAUUCAGAAGGUUAAUACAUUAUAUGUUUUAUUGAAAUUAUAUGUUUUAUUGAAAUAAA